Carassius gibelio (silver crucian carp) is the source of this 2772-nucleotide messenger RNA. Its product is annotated as NLR family CARD domain-containing protein 3-like. The coding region runs from base 45 to 2696 and encodes 883 amino acids. Gene Ontology annotation, molecular function: protein binding. Lineage: Eukaryota; Metazoa; Chordata; Actinopteri; Cypriniformes; Cyprinidae. The transcript is spliced from 5 exons. The record is from RefSeq and is a predicted model, not a curated record.
GACCUGAAGCAGUCCUGCAGAGCGUCAAAGAACACAAAACCAGCAUGAAGAAGAAAUAUGAACACUUAUUUGAGGGAAACAAACUACAAGGAAAUGAAACCCUUUUGAACAGGAUCUUCACACAGCUCUACAUCAUAGAAGGAGAGAGAGAAGGAGUGAAUGAAGAACAUGAGGUUUUACAGAUGGAGAAAACACCCAGAACACAACACAAUCCAAUCAGCUGUAAUGACAUCUUUAAACCAUUACCUGAACCAGGAUGUGAAGAGAAAGAUAAAAUCAAGACUGUUCUUACUAAAGGCAUCGCUGGAAUUGGAAAAACUGUCUCUGUGCAGAAGUUCAUUCUGGACUGGGCUGAGGGAAAAGAUAAUCAGGAUGUAGAUUUCAUGUUUGUGUUUCCAUUUCGAGAACUGAAUUUGAUUUUAGAUCAUCAGUACAGUCUUCACAGAUUUCUGCUGGACUUUCAUCCUGAGCUUCAAGAUUUGGACUCAAAGAUUUACGAGGAGUGUAAAGUUGUGUUCAUCCUAGAUGGUCUGGAUGAAAGCAGAAUCACGCUGAUGUUCUCAGAUGAUGAGAAAGUUUGUGAUGUGAAUGAAUCUUCAUCAGUGGGUGUGUUGAUGUCAAACCUCAUCAGAGGAGAUCUGCUUCCCUCUGCUCUCAUCUGGAUCACCUCCAGACCAGCAGCAGCCGAUCAGAUCCCCUCCAAAUACAUUAACCGUGUGACAGAAAUUCAGGGAUUUAAUGACCCUCAAAAAGAGGAAUAUUUCAGGAAGAGAAUCAGUGACCAGGAUCAAGCCAGAAUAAUCAUCUUACAUAUCAGAAGAGCAAGAAGCCUCCACAUCAUGUGCCACAUCCCCGUAUUCUGCUGGAUCUUAUCCACUGUGCUUCAAAACAUCCUGAAACAAGAUCUCAGUGCAGAAAUCCCUCAAACUCUAACUGAAAUGUAUAUCCACUUUCUGCUGAUUCAGAUCAAGAGAAAGUCUGAUGAAAGAGUUCCAGAGAAACUCCUAAAGUCCUUCAGAGAAGUGAUUGUAAAACUUGCUGAAGUGGCUUUCAAUCAGCUGAUGAAGGGCAAUGUGAUGUUCUAUGAGGAGGACCUGAUUGAAAGCGGCAUAGACAUCACUGACGCAUCAGGGUUUUCUGAGAUUUGCACUGAGAUAUUUAAGGAAGAAUUGGUGAUUCAUCAGAGGAAAGUUUAUUGCUUCAUUCAUCUGAGCGUUCAAGAGUUUUUUGCUGCUUUCUAUGUGUUUUAUUGCUAUUUAAGCUGCACAAUGAAAGCCCUGAAGGUUUUUGAUUUAAUGCACAAAUUGCAUAAUGGUGCAGUAGAUAAAGCCUUAGAAAGUAAAAAUGGACACCUGGACCUGUUCCUGCGGUUCUUGCUGGGCAUCUCACUAGAGUCCAAUCAGAGACUCUUAGGGGAUCUGCUGACACACACAGAAAACAGCUCAGAGAGCAUCAGUAAAACCACACUUUACAUUAAAGAGAAGAUCAAAGAUGGAAAAGCAGUCUCCACUGAAAGAUCCAUCAAUCUGUUCCUCUGUCUGCUGGAAGUGAAGGAUCAGACUCUGUCCAGAGAGAUUCAGGAGUUUAUGAAAUCAGACAAACACUCAGAGAAGAAACUCUCUCCAUCUCAGUGCUCAGCAAUCACCUACAUGCUUCAGAUGUCAGGGGAGGUGCUGGAUGAGCUGGAUCUCAAGAAAUACAAUACAUCAGAUGAAGGUAGAAGAAGACUGAUAUCAGCUGUGAUCAACUGCAGAAAAGCUCUUCUUACUGGCUGUAAUCUCACCGAUGAACAUUGUAAGAUUGUGUCAUCCGCUCUACAAUCGUCAAACUCUGUCCUUAGAGAGCUGGACCUGAAUAACAAUGACUUGCAAGAUUCAGGAGUGAAGCUGCUCUCUGAUGGGCUGAAGAGCCAAAACUGUAAACUGGAGAUACUGAGGUUGUCUGGCUGUAUGGUGACAGAGGAAGGCUGUCGUUAUCUGUCUUCAGCUCUGAGCUCAAACCCUUCACACCUGAGAGAGCUGGAUCUGAGCUACAAUCACCCAGGACAAUCAGGAGUCCAGCUUCUCUCUGACAAACUGAAGGAUCAAAACUGCUCACUAAAGAUACUCAAUUUUGAACAUGGGGAGCCUUUCAGGAUCCAACCAGGACUGCAAAAAUAUUUCUGUGAUCUCACACUGGAUCCAAACACAGCAAGCACUCAACUCAUCCUGUCUGUGAAUAGAGAGGUGAAAUAUGUGGAUGAACACCAGCCAUAUCCUGAUCAUCCAGACAGAUUUAAAUAUAUUCCUCAGGUUCUGUGUCGAGAGAGUCUGACUGGACGUCAUUACUGGGAGGUUGAGCGGACUGGCUGGGCUCGUGUAGCAGUGGCCUAUAAAACAAUUGACAGGAAGGAAGUGACUGUUGGAAAGUUUGGAUACAAUGACAAGUCCUGGUGUCUCUUCUGCACUAUUGAUGGAUUUGUUUUCUGGCACAACAAUAAGAGCCACAACAUCCCUGCCCCUUCACCCUCUAAAAGAGUAGGAGUGUAUCUGGACUGGCCGGCUGGCACUCUGUCCUUCUACAGCGUCUCUGACACACACACACUCACACACUUACACACAUUCAACACCACAUUCACUGAACCCCUCUAUGCUGGAUUUAAGGUUUUUAAUUCUUCACUGUCACUGUGUAAGAUCACACAACAGACAAACAACUGACUGAGUCAUGGUCCUAUGUCUGAUUAUUAGAAGAUUUGAUUUAUGGAGUUUAUAAUGUAAGAAUUUAACUACAGAA